Ordospora pajunii is the source of this 2997-nucleotide messenger RNA. RefSeq lists its product as uncharacterized. Gene Ontology annotation, cellular component: endoplasmic reticulum. Lineage: Eukaryota; Fungi; Microsporidia; Ordosporidae. Gene Ontology annotation, molecular function: lipid binding. The coding region runs from base 1 to 2997 and encodes 998 amino acids. The transcript has a single exon. The record is from RefSeq and is a predicted model, not a curated record.
AUGCUUGUAUUUGUAGCAGGUUUUAUAGCUGGGCUUUUAUCCUUUCCAUUUGCAUUUUGCCUGAUUCCUUUUGUAGCUGGGAAGGCGUAUAGGAAAAGAAUGCUGACAAUUGCUGAGAGAAGCAAGAAAGUGGACAUAAGCACAGGGCAAUUGAAUGCGGUUCUUAAAAGCAUGCACAGAUGUGUUGAUGUGCAUUGGAUGAACUCAAUGCUGCAAAGGCUUUAUGUGGAGAUGUCGAAGUCGCAUGCUGUGAAGCUGAAGGUAAAGUCGGUGAUACUCAAGAAAGUUGAGUCAUCGGGGAUGAACAAGUAUAUCAAAAGCAUCGAGGUGUCAGAUAUUGUUUUGGGAAGUGAAGCACCUUAUGUGAGCAGUGUGCAGGUGGUGUCUGAUGAAGAUGUAAGGCGAAUGGCGAUCUGCAGUAAUGAAGAGGUGAAUAUGGAAGAUGUCGAAAAGCUGUCAUCGCUUGGAGAAGAAAUCAAGAAAGAUCUUGGUCUUGAUGAAGAUGCAUUCAAGCACCUGCCAAGAAGCGCCACGGAGAUUGACAUAAGGAAUUCGGUGAAUGGGAUGUGCAAAGCAGAUAAGGAAAUGCUUAGUAAUGGGCUCGAGAAUGUGAUCGAUGGGGCAGAGAUCAGUAAAAGAAGAUAUGAUGAUGCAAAUCGGAAUAAUAAUGAACAAAAGGACAUGUAUUUCAUGCAUGCAGAGUCUCAUAUGAAUACACGAGAAUCUGUUAAGUGUAAUGAUGAGCAUGGUAACGAAGCGGAGACAUCAAGAAAGGCAUUUGAGAAUCUUCAGGUGGUUUUUGGGAUUGAUUACAAAGGAGGAUUUCAAAUUUCGCUGAGCUUAGAGCUUCCCAGAAAAGUGUUCCUGAAGGUAGUAGUGAAUAUUGGUGGAAUAAGAGGGAAUGUGCUUGUGAAGAUGCCAUCAAAGAGCUAUGAUACAAGAUAUGAGUAUUGUUUUCUUUCGAAGCCUGAUCUGGCUAUUGCCGUGGAGUCUGGAAUACUAAGUUCACAGGGAAAGCUUGGAUUCCGAAAGUCAAUAUCGAAGUUUAUUGAGAGAUAUAUUAGGCAGGCCGUUUUUGGAACGAUGGUGUAUCCUUACUGGAACGAGCAAUAUCUUCCAUUUGUGAUUCCAUCGAUCAAGGAUGUGUUGCAUUCGAUUGAGAAGGUGACACCGAACAACUUUGCAGCUGAGAUUCAGAAGAUAUCCGAGGGAAUCAACCUGUAUACUCUGAUGGACUAUAAGAUAGUUGAGGUUGAAGAUGAAAUAGUGUAUAGGAGAAUAGGAUAUUUCAUUAAUGGAAGUGAAAGGAUAUAUUGCUCACAUUUUGUUAUUCCGCAGGUUUCGCUCAAAACAUCCCGCUUCUAUGGAGACAACCGAUUUUUCAAGAGCCUGUCUGUUCAGGAAAGCAGAGUUAUGAGCCUCCUGUAUAAUUGGGAGAUGUUUUCGGAUGUCAUUUCUGGAUUCAAGGGAAUGAGGACGCUACUUGUGCUUAGCUCUGAGUCUUCGCUGGUAGAAGUUGCUUUUGAUGAAGAAAGAUAUGAGUUUGUGAGGAUAGUGAUGAAGAAUGGAAUUAUAUUCCAACGGAACGAUCCUGGAAGUCCUGAAUUUAUUGCGUUCAGGAUAUCUGAGGAGGUGUUGUAUGUUUACCAGUAUGUAACAACGAGGAAGCUUAUGAUUAGCAAGAGAAGGAUGUCGAAGAUGAAGAGUAAGCUUGAGCUGAAGCCUUUUACUUCGCUAGGGCUAGCAUCAUUGUACAGACUGAUUAAGUUUUCAAAGCAAGCUGCACUUAGCUAUUUCAAAUCAUCUUCAGAUUUGUGUGACGCAGAUAACGAAGUAUGUGAAACAGACAAGGAGCAGAAUGAGCUUGAGCUCCCUAAUGCUAGAGACAAGUCAACAACCGAGCUUGUAGAGAUAUUUGAGGAUAUAAUUGCAGAUAUCCAUACGUCCAAAUACGUUUUGAAAAGCAUAUGCACCAGAGCAAUUCCUGAAAGUAUAUACAGAGUUUUAAAGCAAGAUGAGGUUCGAAUGAAACUGUUUUCUGAAUAUAGUGAAAUAUACACUGUGGUGGAGGAGACAAGUGCAAUUAGAAGUAUUGUUGUUGAGAACAAGGCUUUUAUUGAUGAAAUGGAUGGUGAAGAGAGAGGUGUGCAUCAAGAUAGGCUGGGCAUAGCAUCUAGAAGAGCUGUUGAGAAUGACUUUGUUGUGCAUUCGUAUUUUGGAGAGCAAAUCAUUGUUGACUUGAGAUUUGGCAAAGGCAAAGAUGUUUUUGUGUAUAGGGUUGAUGAGAUAGAAGAUAACACACAUGGCUAUAAAUCAAAGGUUGAGCUUUAUUACAAUGAGUCGGCAUGUAUACAGUUUCCAAACUAUUUUUUCGAGGCAUUUAUGCUGAGGAUAAAGCAAGACGAGUACAUGUCAAUUGUGUCUGCGAUUGCAUAUGAGACAUCUCCUAUAGAGAAGAUAUUUAGAAAGGAGGUUGAUGUGUAUCAAGGCGCAUUGUACAUAGAAUUUUUUACGGAUGCGCCUGACGACUACACAUUUACCGUUUAUAAGGCAAGUAGUGGAGAGGUUGUUUAUGAAAUAUACAAGGUGAUUACAUCGAGGAAGGCCAGAAUAGUUGUUCCGAGUAUAGGUGGGAAGGAGGGCGUGGUGAUCACGCUUGUCCCGAAGUUCAACAGGAACACAAAAAUCCACCACAGGAUUAUCUGCCUUCCCGAAGUAUUCAGGAGUGAAGCAUUGGUUGAUUGCAAUAUAGGGCUGUCUAAGAAUAUGAAGUUCCACUGUAUGGUAUCUGGAACAACAGAUUCUGUGAUUUUCUGGGAAAAGUGUUAUGAUGAAGAUAUCCGUGGAUAUAUAGAAGACAACACCACCAAAGUGGCAAUAACAGGAUGUGGAACAAUGAGAACAGAUAACAAGGAGUAUAGCAUCUACUACAAGAAUAAGGGAAAUAAGAAACGAGAAAUAAGGGUUUUUGUCGGAUUGAGCCUGAAAAAAGAAUGA